Molecule: messenger RNA, 1168 nt
Organism: Magnolia sinica
Lineage: Eukaryota; Viridiplantae; Streptophyta; Magnoliopsida; Magnoliales; Magnoliaceae
Product: ribosome-binding factor PSRP1, chloroplastic
Exons: 5
Coding region: 92-1006 (304 amino acids)
Biological process (GO): primary metabolic process; negative regulation of translational elongation
Cellular component (GO): cytosolic small ribosomal subunit
Molecular function (GO): ribosomal small subunit binding
Source: RefSeq, a predicted model, not a curated record
CUCUCUCUCUCUCUCUCUCUCAAAUCUCCAAUCCCCCUCGAAGAAAAAAAGAAAGAAAAUCCCCAAAAUAUCCAAUCUACCACAUUAAAAGAUGGCUAUGGUCGUUCUGCCCUCCUGCUCGUCCUGCUCUUCUUCUUCUUCUCUACACUCCUUCAACACCAAAACUCCUAUCUCCUUCUCCUCUUCAAACCCUACCAUCUCAUCUCUACAUUCCCAUUUCCUCAACCCUUCCUUUUCCCUCUCCCUCUCUCCUUCUCAACCCAAACCCAAACAUUCCUCUCCCAACAUCCUCACCGUCCGCAUGUCCUGGGAUGGCGCUCUCUCCUCCGUCCGAUUGAUAGUCCAAGGCAAAAAUCUCGAGCUCACGGAUGCAGUAAAACGCCACAUCGAAGAUAAGCUCGGGAAGGCCGUACAGAAGCACAGCCAACUCGUCAGAGAAGUAGACGUCCGGCUGUCCGUCCGCGGCGGUGAGAUCGGGAAAGGCCCGAAGCUCCGCAGGUGCGAGGUGACGCUGUUCACGAAGAAGCAUGGAGUGGUACGGGCAGAGGAAGAUGCAGAGACGCUUUAUGGAAGCAUAGAUCUUGUGUCAUCGAUUAUACAGAGGAAAUUGAGGAAGAUAAAGGAGAAGGAUUCUGAUCAUGGACGGCACAUGAAAGGGUUUAACCGGUUGAAGGUCCGGGAUCCAGAUCCAGUGGCUCUUGCAGUAGAGGAGGAUGAGAAUCUUGAUUUGGUUCCUCAAGAAGGGGACAGAGACGUCAUUAAUGAGAUUGUUCGCACCAAGUAUUUUGACAUGCCGCCAUUGAGUGUCAAUGAAGCCCUAGAGCAGUUGGAGAAUGUUGAUCAUGACUUCUAUGGCUUUCGAAACGAAGAAACUGGCGAGAUUAAUAUUGUGUACAAGCGGAAAGAUGGGGGGUAUGGGAUAAUAAUCCCUAAAGGCAACGGCAAAGUGGAGAAGAUUGAAAAACCGGUGGUGGAUCCAGCAAAAGAACCUUUUCUUGCAGAGUAGAUGACUGGAUGUGUAAGAUAAUUUUUGCAUGAUAGCGAAUCUAUGUGAACAUCAAAUGGAUAUAGAGCUAUGCCUUUGCAGGCUCGGUUGGAUAGGAAAUGUAUCUGAUCCCGGCGAACUAAAAAUGUAAAACAAACCCCCAUGGCCAGGUUCUCACUGCAA